AAAAGCCCACUUCCCCCGCCAUGUACCACACCACCUCUCCUCCCUCUCCCACCUCCGCGUUUCCCCCAAAACAACUCUCCCUUAAACCCUCCGCCGCCGCCGCCGCCGGUAUGCGCCGCUUCCUCCGAGCCCUCCUCCCGCUCCAAACCGUUGCCCUAAAUCCUGCGCCCGCCGCGCCCUUCCCUCUCCGCCUCCUCUCCUCCUCCUCCACCUCCUCGGCGGCCGCCCCCUCGGACCCCGACUCCGCCCCCGCGGCGGACGCCGAUUUCGACAGCGCCGAGUACGCCCUCCCCACCCCGGGCCCCGCCCCCUCGCGCAACAACCCUGUCGCCGCGCUGCGAAAGCUCCGCUUCGACCCCUCCCUCCGCGCGCGAGCCGACGAGGCGCUGUUUGGGAAUAAUGCUGGAAGCGGGCUGGGUGCGGUCGGGGAGGAGGAGGAGGAACGGUCGAGAGAUGUGGCGCUCGCGUUGCUCGAGGCGGCGCUGGAGCCGCCCGACGAGGACGAGGGCCCCGGGGAGGUCAGGGAGGAGGACCAGAUGUCGCUAUCUGUUGGGAUCGUCGGCGCGCCCAACGCCGGCAAGUCCUCGCUCACUAACACCAUGGUUGGCACAAAAGUGGCUGCAGUCUCCCGCAAGACAAAUACUACGACUCAUGAAAUUUUGGGUGUGCUGACAAAAGGGAAUAAACAGAUAUGCUUCUUUGAUACCCCAGGGCUCAUGUUAGGGCACCAUGGAUUUCCUCAUAGGGAUGUCAUGGUUCGUGUGGAGAGUGCCUGGAGUUCAAUUAACCUCUAUGAUCUACUAAUAGUCAUGUUUGAUGUCAACAGGCAUCUUAAAAUGCCUGAUUCACGAGUUAUAAAGUUAAUCAAACGUUUGGGUGCUGAGGUAAACCCAAACCAGAGGCGUAUAUUAUGCAUGAAUAAGGUUGACCUGGUGGAAGACAAAAAAGACCUCCUUAAAGUUGCAAAGGAAUUUGAAGGUCUUCCUGGAUAUGAAAGGUACUUCAUGGUAUCUGGACUAAAAGGCAAGGGAGUGAAAGACCUUGUACAGUACUUGAUGGACCAGGCAGUACAAAGACCUUGGGAUGAAGAAUCAACUGCGAUGACUGAAGAGUUAAUGAAAACCAUAUCACUGGAGGUUGUGCGAGAGAAGAUGCUGCAUCACAUUCAUCAAGAAAUCCCCUAUGUAAUUGAGCAUCGUUUGAUGGAUUGGAAGGAGCUAAAAGAUGGUUCUCUUAGGGUGGAGCAGCACUUCAUUGCACCAAAACAAAGCCAACGUCAGAUUCUUGUUGGGAAAAAUGGCUCUAAGAUUGGGAGAAUUGGUAUUGAAGCCAACGAAGAACUGAGGUCCAUAUUCAAGAGAGAUGUCCAUCUAAUUCUCCAAGUUAGAGUUGCUAAAAAGAGGAGUGCUUGAACAGAAUGUGAGUAUAUUUGACUUUUCAUUCACUCCGUUAGACUGUUACAGUAGUAGUCUGUUUGUCAGCCUGUUACCAGCUUUUAGUGGAAAGGCAUUGAAAAUUUCCAAAAGAUUUUUCCUAGAUUUCCAUCAGAAUUUAUCAAGUUCUGUUGAUUCUGAUCCCCUGAGCCAUGAUUGAUUAAUAUGUCUGAAAGAAUGAUUUAUUGUUAUGUGCAUUUCUAGCGCCUGUAUAGACUGCCCCUGCUCUGAGAACUGCAGUACAGUGCUGGCAGAAUGCAUUCACGAGACUUUUGAUUAGACAGCCAGUGCUUACAUCAGGUUCGAUGGCUACUUUGAUACAAUUUCCGCUCGAAUCAAGGCACUAAACUGUGCCCAAACAUGCGGAGCAUGAGGUUUGAUUAUGAUGAUAAGCUAGCUCAGCAAUAUUUUGCAUGAUAUAGCAGAGAAGGAAAUGUUUCGCAAAGUGGUGAGCUGCUGCACACUCGGCUUAUGUUGUUCGCGGUAUAGAUACAUCUGUACUAGACUACUGAUAUCAUUUUACUUUCUUUCUGAUUCGAAUCCCCCUCUUAAGUUUUAUCUUGAUAUAUGCUUGAAACACUGUUGUAAUAACCUGAUGACCAGGCUGGUCGUCUUCAUGUUCUCGAAGACAAAAAUCGCUAGUUCCACUGUGUUCUUUA
This is a messenger RNA of Phragmites australis (common reed), 2092 nucleotides long. Its product is annotated as GTP-binding protein ERG-like. Bases 21 to 1412 code for a protein of 463 amino acids. Gene Ontology annotation, biological process: ribosomal small subunit assembly. NCBI's taxonomy places the organism in Eukaryota, Viridiplantae, Streptophyta, Magnoliopsida, Poales, Poaceae. The record is from RefSeq and is a predicted model, not a curated record. Gene Ontology annotation, molecular function: ribosomal small subunit binding; rRNA binding; GTP binding. The transcript has 8 exons.